Morus notabilis is the source of this 1101-nucleotide messenger RNA. RefSeq lists its product as uncharacterized. The record is from RefSeq and is a predicted model, not a curated record. The transcript is spliced from 2 exons. Bases 140 to 1099 code for a protein of 319 amino acids. Lineage: Eukaryota; Viridiplantae; Streptophyta; Magnoliopsida; Rosales; Moraceae.
AACUACCAAACCAAUUAUCUCUCUUUCUAUCUCUAGCCCUUUACUACUUCUGUCGUUCUCUUACAAAAAGCGCUCAAAAAGCACAACCAGAUUAAGCCAAAAUAACAAAAGGAAAGGGCUUGAAAUUAAAUUAAAAAAAAUGGCGAGAAUUCCGGUGAUGAGGUUCUUGAGAGUGGCCGCGGCUUUCGACGAGAUGGCGAGGGUGAGGCUUUGCGAGAGCAGCGGGAGCGAGCACUCGCCGGAGCUCUCGGAUCUUGUAAACUCCUUCAUUGAAAGAGAUGGCUCGGAAGGAGAUGUUAUUUUUGAUGAUGAGGAAAUUGAUCAUGAACGGCGUGAUUUGAAGGAAUUAGAGAGAAAUAUUUUGUUUGAUGAAGGAUCUGACGGUGGUAAUAAUUGGCCCGAGCCGGCGGAGAAGAAGAAGGAUGUUCUGAAGAAUUUUCUGAUUGGUAACGUUAAUGAUGGUGAUGAUGAUCAUAUGAUCAAGAGGAAGAUUCGUGAUGAGGUAGAAGUUGCGUACGGGACGAUAGGGUUAGUGGACAAGGGGUCUCAGGGUUUCAAACGACGGUUGAUGACCCAUUUGAGAGAGAAGGGUUUUGAUGCCGGGCUUUGCAAGUCAAAGUGGGAGAAAUCCAAAAGGUUUCCAGCAGGGGACUACGAGUACGUUGAUGUGAAUGUCCAAGGAACUCGCUACAUUGUGGAGGCAUUCCUAGUCGGAGAGUUUGAGAUCGCCCGGCCGACCGAUCAUUACGCCUCUUUGCUUGAGAUUUUCCCACGGAUAUUUGUUGGGAAAGUAGCAGAGCUCAAGCAGACUGUGAGGCUAAUGUGCACCGCAAUUAAGCAAUCAAUGAAGAGCAGGGAAAUGCCCAUGCCACCAUGGAGAAGAAACGCAUAUAUGCAGACAAAAUGGUUUGGUCCCUACAGAAGGACCACUAAUUCACUUCCAUCCAAAAACGCGUCUAAACUCAAUGAAGCUUUUGAUGCAAAGAGAUCUGUGGGGUUCGAGACUUUGCCCAUAAUGCCACAUUUUUGCAGGGGUGAUUUAUCAUCAUCAAGGGUCGGCUUGAGAGUAGGGAAUUUGACUGCCGCCUUCAAUGGUUGAGA